Syngnathus acus (greater pipefish) is the source of this 2311-nucleotide messenger RNA. It is a transcript of the gene scfd2, whose product is annotated as sec1 family domain containing 2. The coding region runs from base 82 to 2154 and encodes 690 amino acids. The transcript has 10 exons. The record is from RefSeq and is a predicted model, not a curated record. Lineage: Eukaryota; Metazoa; Chordata; Actinopteri; Syngnathiformes; Syngnathidae. Gene Ontology annotation, biological process: intracellular protein transport; vesicle-mediated transport.
CACGUCAUCAACGUGUUUGUUUUUUUGCCGGGCUGAGUUGUCACUAGCUCAGCCGCCGACUGACUGUUUUGUGUGGGCAAAAUGGUUACUCCGGAGGCGGUGUGGCACUUCCCGGUUCAAAUGUGGGACCGGGUUCUGUCCAAGGUGAACCGGGCGGUUGUUUUCAUGGACGACCCCUCCGCGGAAGUCCUCCACUGGACCGCUGGUGGUGCCGCCGCGUUGUUCGACGCCGGAGCCCGAAACGUGAAGCAGUUCUCCAGCUUCGAAUCGUGUAGCGAGGACGAGCCCAAGGCGGUGUUUGUGGUUAGCUCCUUGUUGAAGGGACGCACCGUGGACACUUUGAAGGACAUCAUCUCACUCAGCCACCUGCAAUACUGCGUCGUGAUCACGGCCGUGUCCCACCCGCUGCACCUGCUCGCCAACAACGUGACAGCGGCGGCCGACACUGACGCCUCCACGCCUGUCUUCGAUCAGCUGGAGGACAAGCUGUGCGAGUGGAUGGGCGACAUGAACUACACGGCCGAGGUCCUGCACGUGCCGCUGUCCUUCGCCACCGUGUCCCAGCAGCUGCUUCUGGUGCCCGCCUUUGCGAACCUCUUCCCUCUGCUGCCGCCGGACCUGCGCGCCCUCAACGCCAAGCGGCCGGAGAAGAAGCGCUUUGCCAGCCUGGAAGACGUGGACAUGCACGCGCUCCCCGCUGAGCUGCAGUUGGAGAUCAAGACGUUGGCGGAGGCCUUGAACGCCAUGUUGGAGGCCACCGGCACCAGGGAGGAAAGUUUCGCCUUGGGCCCCAUGAGUCGCCUCAUCGCGGGGGAACUGGCCACUCACCCGCAGGCCAAGAACCGCAGGAAGACGGCCCCCAAUAAGGCCUCCAUCAUCUUUGUCGACCGCACCAUGGACCUCACGGGAGCAGUCGGUCAUCAUGGUGACAGCCUGGCAGAAAAGAUAUUGACGAUGCUGAAACCUCUGCCGGGUCACGUGACGGACGUGCAGGUCGACAUGCGAGAACUGACCGGGGUGCUUAUCUGUCCUGGUUCCGAAAGCUGCGUGGCACCGGGCUGCCUGGCGCAAACUCGGUCGCCUGCAGCACGUUCCCUGUGGGAGGUAAUGCUGACCAGCAAGCACAAAGAAAGUCUGAUGGAGGUCCGAAGGCAGCUGGUGGAAGCGGCCAGCAAGGAGAAGCUGCCCAUUAAGAUGAGCAUGGGCCGCGUGACCCCCGAACAGCUGUGCUCUUACGCCCGGCCGUUCCGAGACAACGCGGGGGCGCUAGAGAGUCACUGCGGGGUGCUCCAGCAGGGCCUGGCCACGGCGGAGACCCUCCGACACCCCCUGCUACCCCGCUGGGACGCAUGCCUGGCCUUCGAGAGGCUACUGCUGCAGGCUCUCGGAGAUGCCGACUUCACUUCGGUGCUGAGUCAGAUAGUGCCCUUGUUGAAGCCACGCGGAAGCCAGGACGGCGCCAGCUUCGCCGAGGACGAGUGCGGGCCCGACGAGCUGAUCCUCCUGCUGAUCUACUUGUACUCGCUGGCCGACGAGGCCCAGGCCGCCGAGCGGGAAGACGUUCGGCUAAGGGAGAAGCUGGAACGGGAGGUGAUCGGAGGGCUCACGUUGGCCAUCACCAGGGAAAGCAAACUCAGCCCCUUGCUGCAAAACAUCACAGGCUGUACAGAGGAGGAGGAGCCGAGCACUGAGCAGGUCCAUUCCGCAUUAGAACGUAUGUUCGAGACCCUGGGCAGGCUGAGCCACGCCCGAGACCACCUCAAGCAAUUACGUCGCGUCUACACGCCAAGCGACGGAGUCCACCAGGCUACCUAUCGACCUUUCCUGCGACAGAUCCUGCAAGAAGUCUUCCAUCCCGACAAGCACGAAUGUCCUGACAUCGAGCACAUGUCCGGGGGCCUCACGGACCUCCUGAAGACGGGCUUCAGCAUGUUCAUGAAGGUGAGCCGCCCGCAUCCCAGCGACAACCCGCUGCUGUUCCUCUUCCUCGUGGGCGGAGUCACACCCUCAGAGCUCCGCCUUGUCAAGGAAACUGUCGCGGCCUUGAAACCUGGAAGUCAGGUUUUGGUCCUGUCCACCAGGCUGCUGAGGCCCACCGACAUUCCCGAGCUGCUCUUCGCCACCCAAAGACUGACACCUGACAUCGGAGUGUGAGGCCGCAACCAAAAAGUACUCACACACACACUGUAAUUAAAGAAAAGCACAGAUGCUACGUUAGAUUGUACAUAAAGUGUAAUUAGUAUUGAUUAAACAUUUUCAUAACCAUGGGAUAUUAUUAUUUCAAUAAAACAAGCAUGCUGUGUGUGGCAUU